Colletes gigas is the source of this 633-nucleotide messenger RNA. RefSeq names its product protein spaetzle (gene spz). Gene Ontology annotation, biological process: regulation of Toll signaling pathway; innate immune response; central nervous system formation. Lineage: Eukaryota; Metazoa; Arthropoda; Insecta; Hymenoptera; Colletidae. The record is from RefSeq and is a predicted model, not a curated record. Bases 1 to 633 code for a protein of 210 amino acids. Gene Ontology annotation, molecular function: growth factor activity; Toll binding. The transcript has 6 exons. Gene Ontology annotation, cellular component: extracellular region.
AUGCUAAAGAAAAACACGAGAGGAUUACUGGAAGGAGGAAUGUUAUUACUGUUGGUGUUCGAAGUAUGUGGCCAUCCUCAACAAUCUAAUACUACUUUGCAGACGUUUAAGCCAUCCGAGAGAUUACGUCGAGAUCUCGAUAGAGUUCCGAGUUGCAAGGAUAGGACUUUUUGCGAAGUUGUCCCGUAUUAUCCAGCAGAGCUAGUGAGAAAUGCUUUGCAGAAAAAUCCUUACCUUCACUUUUAUAUGAAUCGAGACGAGCUAGACGUAUCUUCACGGCAGGAAGACGAGCUAGAAGAAGAUCCGCUUUGUGUGUCCACAGUACAAGUUGUGUUUCCUAAAUCGGGCAUAACUAAAUCACACGAAUGGAAGUAUAUCGUGAAUCACGAAAACUUGACGCAAAGCGUACGCAUCGAAACAUGUUUGAAAGUGGACAAACCGUGCAAACUGAUCGAGGGUUUCGCGGAAGGCUACGUGACGAGAUGCAGACAAAAAUAUAUUUAUCGUCAACUUGUGGCAGUGUCGACGGAUGGUUCGAUAAAUCGUGAAUCUUUUCGAUUUCCAGCCAGCUGUUGCUGUCACAUCGAAUUCCAAGGCGACAAAUUCUUAAAGGCUUACAACUCUAACGAUUAA